Molecule: messenger RNA, 426 nt
Organism: Jatropha curcas
Lineage: Eukaryota; Viridiplantae; Streptophyta; Magnoliopsida; Malpighiales; Euphorbiaceae
Source: RefSeq, a predicted model, not a curated record
AUGAGAAAGAAAAGAGCAGAAAAGGUUUUCGAGGAGUGGGAAUCCCAGAAUCUAGUACAUGAUAUCCGAGUUGCAAAUGCCUUGAUUGGUGCUUAUUCGAGAAAAUGUCUUGUGGAGAGUGCUGAAACCCUUGUUGACAAGGUACUAUCAAAAGGAUGGAAACCUGAUGCAUAUACAUGGUAUUAUUUGGCAACAAUGUAUCUUCAGAAUGAUCAAACGCCAAAAGCUGUGGAAAUGAUGAAGAAAGCAAUAGUGGUUUCGGGACCCAAGUGGAAACCAAGCAGCGACAGUUUGACUUCCUGUUUGGAGUACUUGAAUGGAGAGGGAGAGUUUGAGAAAGUGGAAAAAUUCAUAAAAUUACUUGUGGAUAAUGGUAUCAUUCCUGAUAGAUAUUCAGGAGAGAUUGUUGAAUCAUAUGUAAGAUAA